GCGCCGCCUAUUUAAGGUCCGCGCAGUGGCGCGCGCGGCCAGUAUAUGUUAUGACUCCGCGGCGUGCGGAGCUACGCUAACGAUUCGAUCUCGAGAGCGUGCAUUCAAAGGCAGCUCGCGCGCGGGGCUGCGCGCAAUGCCACCGGGAUGUUUUGUUUUACUUCUCAAUCUGCUUGUCUUCAUGGGGAAGGCGACUGCGAUACUGCCACUCGAGCAUCCACACUGCAGCCAUCGACACCCACGAGCGCACGAGGUGGUGCACGGGGUGCACAUAGAGCCGGCGCACGAGCUGAAGAAACGGAGCAUCAAUCAGCAGCUGCGGAUCCUCCUUCACUACGAUCACAGCGUUUACAGAUUGGACACCAAGAAAUUUGAGCUCAUCAACAACACCAUUUUACCGGAAGCCGUACACUUCUAGAGAGCCUUGAUGGUGCGAGAAACCAAGGGAACCAUACGACUCAAUCGCAAGUGCGAGAGCACGCAGGUGUUCGUGAAGGACAACUUGACGCACUGCAUCGACACGUGCAAGCCGGAGACUCUGUGCGGCGAGGUCAUCGUGCCAGAGCAGCAUCUCGACGCGUGCCGAGUGUGCAAUAAGGCGGGCCUGAACUGCCGAGUGGAGCCGGGUAGCAAGCGCGGCGAGGGCAUCGACGGCGCCGACUUCGUGUUCUACGUGUCGGCCACGUCCACGGAGCGCUGCAAGAAGGGGCUGACCGUCGCCUACGCGGCCCACUGCCAGCAGGAGGCCGCUCUCGACAGACCGAUCGCCGGCCACGCGAACCUCUGCCCGGAGAGCAUCAGCACGAAGCCCCAGGAGCUGGAGACUUUGCUGAGCACGGUGAAGCACGAGAUCCUGCACGCGCUCGGCUUCUCGGUCAGCCUGUACGCCUUCUACCGGGACGACCGUGGCGAGCCGAGGACCAAGCGCACGGAGACCGGAAAACCGCCGCUCAACAAGACGCUGCAGACGCACCAGUGGAGCGACAACACGAUCCGCACGGUGAUCCGGCACAGCUGGCAGGUGCACGGCGGCAGCGUGCGCCGCGCGAUGCAGAUGAUCGUGACGCCGCGGGUGCGCGCGGAGGUGAGGGCGCACUUCGACUGCCGCGACCUCGAGGGCGCCGAGCUGGAGGACCAGGGCGAGGACGGCACCGCGCUCACCCACUGGGAGAAGCGCGUGUUCGAGAACGAGGCGAUGACCGGCACGCACACGCAGAACCCCGUCUACUCGAGGAUCACCCUGGCGCUGAUGGAGGACACCGGCUGGUACAGCGCCAACUACUCGAUGGCGCAGGAGCUCGGCUGGGGCAGGAAGCUCGGCUGCGACUUCGCCAUGAAGUCGUGCAAGGAGUGGAUCGUCUCCAAGUCCUCCAGAUUCUCGGGCAGGUCGAUCCAUCCGUUCUGCAACAAGGUGAAGCGCGACCCGCUGCAGACCGAGUGCACGGACGACCGCAGCUCCGUGGCCCUCUGCAACCUGGUGGAGUACCCUCAGCCGCUGCCCAAGCAGUACCAGAAUUUCGACUGGAUACCGAACGUGCCGCGCGGCCACGAGGAGUACUACGGCGGCUCGGUCUCGCUCGCCGACUACUGCCCCUACAAUCAGGAGUUCACUUGGCGCGCCAACAACACCAUAGUGCGCGGCUCGCACUGCCUCUACGAGGACAAUAAUCCACAUCCCAAGAAGAACUUCGCGCUGGAGAGGUACGGCGAGAGUUCGCGCUGCUUCGACCACACCAACCAGAUGUGGGAGGAGAGAACUUGCAAGCAGGUGCGCCAGUGGCAGCACUGGGGUUCCGGCUGUUACCAAUACAAGUGCGAGGCUGGCAGACUGCACAUUAUGGUCACGAACUUCACGUACACGUGCUACCACGCCGGCCAGGAGAUCGCCAUCAGGAUAAUGCAGAACGAGUGGCUGCACAAAGGCGCCCUCGUUUGCCCGCCCUGCCGCGAUCUCUGCCAGGAGGAGUUCGCCAAGCGCGCCGAGCUCUGCAAGCCGGGCGACGAGCACCCGCCGCCCACGUUCUACCACCGCGACAGCCUGGACUGCGACUCGGCCGCGGGCCGCUGCGCCCUCGGCCGCGCCACCCUGCUCGGCCUGCUCGCCUCGGCGCUGCUGCUCAGGUGAUCGCGCGCCACGGCCGGCUAAUCGCGCGCGCGGAGGUUGUCCGCCUUCGGCUAUUGUGAUUCCGCGACGCGUGACCGAGAGACGCGCGGCAGCAGCUCGCUGCCUUGCCGACCGCCGUCUCCUCCGCCGCCGGGGCGGCGGCUCGCGGCGCGGCGAGCGCUCUCUGCCUCGUCUCUCCGGUACCGACUUCAACGUACUCGCAUACCUUGUAUUUUUAAUGAAAAUUCGAUUGUUAUUCAGCGCGACGAUUGUUUCUUAGAGCUAGUAGGUUCCACUAAGAGUAUUUCUACUUGUUGCCAUGUUACUGUAACUCGAGGUAUUGCGUACGAUCGACAGCCGCAUGCGCGCGCUUCGGCCCGUGCUGUCGCCGCCAAAUUUACAACCGACGGACGGCAGUGCGAGCCGAUCGCGCGCUCGCUUCGGAAGGGACUGACAAUUGUAAAUAAAUAAUAGACGUUCCGUUCGAGGAGAAAGACAAAACAUCGACUUUCCAGUGUGCGUGGGCACGUACUUGCAGCCGGUUCCACGCGGAACAAUCCAAAUUACGGGCCUUACCCUCGCGAGAUGCUUCGACGCCGCGAAACAAGCAGCGAGCAGUCCUGGCGGGGAAAGGCGCAGAGGGACGAGAUGCUCGCCAAUCAAGUGUGUAAAUAAAGGAACGUGUGUAGCGAUUAAGUAGAGUGCGGAGAGCUUUGGGUUGCAUUUUGAAAGGCGGACCGUGCGGUUUGUCGAUAAAGCGAAGUUGCAGAGCUCCGUUAGCAGUGCGUCAAAUUGACGGAUUUCGGCGUAUCGCAACGGCCGCUGGAUUUCCAGCGACAAGGGCGAUUCCUUUGUAUUAUGUUUCUCCUAUUGAAGACUCGUAGAGAUGUUAGAAAGAGAGAGAGAGCGGAAAAUUAUUUAAGAUUUCAUAUCACGAGUAAUGACAAAUGAAAACCUAUAUAGUUGUAAUAUAGAUCAGAUAUCUUUCGAAUCGAGUGAUAAAGUUGACGAAAAAAUUCCGUAAAUUGUUACUGUAAGAUCAUUGACUUAAUGGUUAUUAUGCUACGAUUUUUAUUAAUGUAAUUUUUAGCGGGAAAUUUUUCAACAUUUCAGAAUGCGUAUCUCCACUUUCAUAAUUGAUAUGAAACGCUAGGUACGAUGCAUAUUUGACAUUGGUUUCAUCGAUUUUCCGGUUGGCAUUUGUGAAAUAGAAACGAAUAUGAAAGUAUUGUAUUAUAAAAGUGUAAAGUGAAAUUCACAAGCUAUAUUGUACAACUUCUCGACAAUUUUUGGUAUUACCAUUGCGUUUGCGUUAAUAAGAGUAAGCUGCAAGACGAGCUUGAUCGGAAAUUCCUUACAUUUUGUAUGAAAUUCGUAUACAAACACUCGCUAUCUUGUGAAAGGAAAUGAGCAGUUCAAAACGUUAAUUACAAUUGAAAAAAAAUAUACUCAUUUCAUUCGAGCAGAAAAUACCAUCUUGAUUUCAAAAUAAAUUUCAUAAAAAAUGUGAACGAUCCGACGCUAUCUGCAGAAUAUAUCAACCACUUUACUUUUGAUUUCUAAUGUAAAUGUUAUCGUUGACGUUUCUCACGAACAAAAAAAAAUACUACGUUAGGAUCCGUUUUUUAUAAUGCGUGUUACAAAUGAUCAAAUGUUACGUGAAUAGUUGUAAGUCUAACAAGAUAUUUGUUUACAAGAGACGCUUUCACUUGUACAUUUUAUUACUUAACA
This is a messenger RNA of Phymastichus coffea, 3835 nucleotides long. RefSeq names its product leishmanolysin-like peptidase (gene Invadolysin). The record is from RefSeq and is a predicted model, not a curated record. Gene Ontology annotation, molecular function: metalloendopeptidase activity. Lineage: Eukaryota; Metazoa; Arthropoda; Insecta; Hymenoptera; Eulophidae. Gene Ontology annotation, biological process: cell adhesion; proteolysis. Gene Ontology annotation, cellular component: membrane; cytoplasm.